Messenger RNA from Lethenteron reissneri (Far Eastern brook lamprey), 1717 nucleotides. RefSeq names its product FUS RNA binding protein (gene FUS). NCBI's taxonomy places the organism in Eukaryota, Metazoa, Chordata, Hyperoartia, Petromyzontiformes, Petromyzontidae. The record is from RefSeq and is a predicted model, not a curated record. Gene Ontology annotation, molecular function: RNA binding. Gene Ontology annotation, biological process: regulation of DNA-templated transcription.
GGAGGAGGGGGAGGGUACGGGCAGGACGGGGGAUACCGCGGGCGAGGAGGAGGAGGAGGCUAUGGUGGCCGUGGCGGUGGUGGUGGUGGCGGUGGGUACGACCGUGGAGGGUACGAGCGAGGUGGUGGAGGUGGGGGGUACGAGCGAGGUGGUGGCCGGGGCGGGCGCGGCGGAGGUGGCAUGAGCGCUGGUGACCAUAGCGGCUACGGUAAACCAAGUGACCAGGAUAACGCAGACAACAACACCAUCUUCGUCCAGGGCAUGGGCGACGAGGUCACCGUGGAGCAGGUGGCGGAGUUCUUCAAGCAGAUCGGCAUCAUCAAGAUCAACAAGCGCACGGGUAGCCCCAUGAUCAACAUCUACACGGACCGUGAGACCGGCAAGCCCAAGGGGGAGGCCACCGUCUCCUUUGACGACCCCCCCUCCGCCAAGGCCGCCAUCGACUGGUUCGACGGCAAGGAGUUCAACGGAGGCAAGAUCAAGGUGUCGUUUGCCACUCGCCGCUCCGACUUUGGCUCCAACUGGCGCGGUAGAGGUCGCGGGGGUGGGGACCGAGGGGGUGGGGACCGAGGGGGGGGUGGAGGUUUCGGGGGCCGUGGAGGAGGGGGAGGGGGACCCGGAGGCCCCAACGGGGGUCAGAGAGCCGGAGACUGGGACUGCCCCAACCCGUCGUGUGGCAACCAGAACUUUGCGUGGAGGAACGAGUGCAACAAGUGCAAGGCUCCUCGUCCAGACGGGGGAAGCUCCCCGGGCGGAGGAGACGGAUUCCGCGGGGGCCGUGGCGGUGGCUUUAGAGGCCGGGGGGGUGGCAUGGACCGGGGGGGCCGGGGGGGUGGCGACCGUGGGGGGUUCAGGGGGGGCCGGGGAGGCUGGAUGGGCGGUGGGGGCCCUGGCAAGAUGGACGGCCGAAGUGACUACCGCCACGAGCAUCGCGACCGCCCCUACUAGGAGCCCCCCUGGGUGGGAGUCUGGAAUCCAGAAUCCUGGGAGUCAAGAAUCCCGGGACCCUGUGAGUCCAGAAUCCCGGGAGUCAAGAAAACCUGGGACCCUGUGAGUCCAGAAUCCUGGGACCCUGGGAGUCCAGAAUCCCAGGACCCUGGGAGUCCAGAAUCCCUGGGACCCUGUGAAUCCAGAAUCCCGGGAGUCAAGAAUCCUGGGACCCUGUGAGUCCAGAAUCCCGGGAGUCAAGGAUCCCGGGACCCUGAAUCCAGAAUCCCGGGAGUCCAGAAUCCCGGGACCCUGUGAAUCCAGAAUCCCGGGAGUCCAGAAUCCCGGGACCCUGUGAAUCCAGAAUCCUGGGAGUCCAGAAUCCCGGGACCCCUGGGUGUCGUGCGCUGCCCGUGGUGCUGCACCCCCUUGUCCCACUCCGGAUUCCGGAACCCUCGUCCACUCCGGACUCUGGAGGCAAGCGGCCGGGAAGUAGGGGGGGGAGGGUGGGGGGAGGGGACGCUAAGUGGGGGGGAGGGGUGGGGGGUUGUGUUGUUGACGAGGGUUGUCGAGCAGGCAGAGGCGGCUUGUGGGGGUUGGGUAGCUGCCGCCAUCGUGAGUCGUGGUGGUUGAGGAGGUUGGUGGUGGUGGCUUGAUCGUCAUCGUGGUUGUGGGGUUUUUUUUUACGUGGGUUAUUCCGUUCGUGUGACUGUCGCGGGGGGUAAGGGGCCCAGGUCUGUGAAAGGGGGUUGUGGAGAUCAAUAAAGGGUCGAGUUUUAAGUUACCGUGA